Molecule: messenger RNA, 1656 nt
Organism: Beauveria bassiana ARSEF 2860
Lineage: Eukaryota; Fungi; Ascomycota; Sordariomycetes; Hypocreales; Cordycipitaceae
Product: nonribosomal peptide synthase
Exons: 1
Coding region: 1-1656 (551 amino acids)
Biological process (GO): amino acid activation for nonribosomal peptide biosynthetic process; secondary metabolite biosynthetic process
Cellular component (GO): cytoplasm
Molecular function (GO): catalytic activity; phosphopantetheine binding
Source: RefSeq, a predicted model, not a curated record
AUGAGUUCACAAACAACAACGAUAUCAAUUUUCCGAGAACCAAAAACCGAUACAGAGCGAGUCCUUCGCGACGCCUGCAGCUUUGUUCUCCAAGUACCGGUUACCAACAUCAACCUCGAUCGCUCCUUUGUCGCCAAUGGCGGUGACUCUAUUGCAGCCAUGAGAGUCAGCCCGCGUUGCCGAACGAGUCACGUCGUUGUGUCGGUCGCUAGACUUCUCACGGCAAAGUCUCUUGCCGAUGUUGCAGCGCAGUCGUGCUUGGGCAAUGCCAAGGUUCUUCUGUCGGGUGUGGGCGACGACGAGACAUGGGCCAAAAAGGCCACUGAUGAGGUCAGCUCUGAGUCCAGAAUCGAGCCUUUUAGUCUCUUGAAUAUAUCAGAAAACGAAUUAAGCGACUUGCGCGCGCAAAUCGCCCCGGCCCUGCGCAUCCCGCCGGAGCAGGUGCGCGACAUUGCGCCUACGACACACACGCAGUCCCUAUGCGUCGAAGCCGCCAUGCACACGCCACCGCAGGGAUGCUACGUGUUCUAUAUCGACAUACCACAGAGUAUCGAGCUGAAAAAAAUCACUACUUUUGCUCAGAAGCUGUGGGACAGGAUCGACAUGUUGAGGACCGUUUUUGUCCUGCGGCCAGAGUCGAGCCAGCUCUUGCAAGUUGUCUCGGAACAGUCUGUGGUACCGCUCGAGCUUUAUACUGUCAACGACUCAAACAAGUUGGAAAGCGAGUCCAAGCGUGUUUUUGAGGAGAGCUUGAAGUCACGAUUGGAGUCGGGAGCCAUUUACGUCAAGUUCAUGCUGCUUCACCGUCCAGAUACACCUACACGACUGGCCAUUCGCCUAUCUCAUGCUCAUUACGAUGGAAUGAGCCUCCCCCCGAUUCUAGACUGCCUUGCCGCCGAGCUUCAAGGAAAAUUAUGGCCAGCCAUUCCCAGCUUCGUGAGCUAUAUUUCCCAUGUCUGUGAGCAAAGCGGCAAUACACUGCAGUAUUGGAAGAAAGCGCUCCACGGGUCCAAGCCUCUGGCGCUACAUCCUACAGGACAUAGUAGUCAAAUCUUGACCAGUUCGAGGGUGGUUUCAUGUCCCCCCAAGCAGGCGAGCUUCACCGAAGCCAACGUGUUCCUGGCCGUAUGUGCCGAAACUCUGGCCCGGCUUUACGACACCCGAGAUGUGCAUGUUACCCUCACAGUCUCUGGACGGGCCAUGCUUUCCGCAAACCUAACCAACAUUGUUGGCCCUUGCCUCAACCAGGUACCUUUGCGAGUUGUGCUACCAGAAGAGCCAAAUUUCAACACGACCGUCGGUCUUGUGCGAAAGGCUCAGCUUGACAUGCUCCCCGCGGAGAUGGCAACGCUGCAAGACAUCUACAAGGCUUGCACUGACUGGCCAGAGGGCGAUCAAAAAAUGUCUUACAAUGUACACUUCAAUGAUCUUGACUCUCGGUCAAUUGAUUUGCUCGGCGAUGGAGCGCAAGUGCCACUGCUCGUUCAUGGCCCUCGUGGCGUAUGGGAGCAUUCUGAACAGAUAUGGAUAAUCGCUAGCCCCGUAGAGGGCACCUGGCAGAUUGCACUAAGCGCUAACGCGAGCCACUGCACUGCUGAUUAUUUGGACAAGAUUGGUGAUACACUGGCUCUCGUCGCAGCUGCGGCACAAACGUAG